Molecule: messenger RNA, 369 nt
Organism: Cryphonectria parasitica EP155
Lineage: Eukaryota; Fungi; Ascomycota; Sordariomycetes; Diaporthales; Cryphonectriaceae
Exons: 6
Coding region: 1-369 (122 amino acids)
Source: RefSeq, a predicted model, not a curated record
AUGUUAGAGAGAGUGAUAUCGUUCCCCAUCGGCCCGUGGAGCUGGUACUAUAUGGCUAGCAGCAGCAGCAGCAGCAGCAAAAGCAGCAGCAAAAGCAGCAAAAGCAGUAGGCGCAGGAGCAGGAUAGAGUCUCGUCAACUGGUUCACAAGAAGGAGACAGAGGAGGACUAUUUGAUCAUGCUGGCCACGGUUGCCAUUACGUAUCAUGCCACGGCUCUUCCUCGGAACUGGGAUCAACAAAAGGCUUGCUCUGCUCCGUCCAUGCCUCGUGUUGCAGAGCGCAUGGUCAAGGAGAUGAAGGCGAGGGGUUUUCUGGUCCGCUGGCUGUCACUGGCCGGAAGCUGUUCCGAUCGAGGACUUGUGGUGUAG